Messenger RNA from Phyllostomus hastatus (greater spear-nosed bat), 4126 nucleotides. RefSeq names its product glia maturation factor beta (gene GMFB). Gene Ontology annotation, cellular component: actin cortical patch. The record is from RefSeq and is a predicted model, not a curated record. The transcript is spliced from 7 exons. Bases 92 to 523 code for a protein of 143 amino acids. Gene Ontology annotation, molecular function: Arp2/3 complex binding; actin binding. NCBI's taxonomy places the organism in Eukaryota, Metazoa, Chordata, Mammalia, Chiroptera, Phyllostomidae. Gene Ontology annotation, biological process: actin filament debranching; negative regulation of Arp2/3 complex-mediated actin nucleation.
CUGAGCGCCGGGGCUGGAAGGGAGGCGGCUGAGGUGCCAUUCUUAAAGGGGCCCAAGGGAAGACGAGAGGCUGCUGGCUGCCGGAAGGAAAAUGAGUGAGUCUUUGGUGGUUUGUGAUGUUGCUGAAGAUUUAGUGGAAAAACUGAGAAAAUUUCGUUUUCGCAAAGAAACAAACAAUGCUGCCAUUAUAAUGAAGAUUGAUAAGGAUAAACGCCUGGUGGUACUGGAUGAAGAGCUUGAGGGCAUUUCACCAGAUGAACUUAAGGACGAACUCCCUGAACGACAACCUCGAACCUUCAUUGUGUAUAGUUAUAAAUAUCAACAUGAUGAUGGAAGAGUUUCAUAUCCUCUGUGUUUUAUUUUCUCUAGUCCUGUUGGAUGUAAGCCUGAACAACAGAUGAUGUAUGCUGGGAGUAAGAAUAAACUAGUCCAAACAGCCGAGCUAACCAAGGUAUUUGAAAUAAGAAAUACUGAAGACCUAACUGAAGAAUGGUUACGUGAGAAACUUGGAUUUUUCCACUAAUGUGAAGUUCUGUGUUUCUAAAGUGUUUAUGUAUUAACCUGACCAUACUGGAACCAGACAUAAAUACUUAUUUAUGCCUAAAAAUGCACUGUUACUUACAGUUUGUUUCCUGCAGUAAAGAAAAAUUUUUCAUUUGUUCAAAGUUUGAACAAAGAGGAAAUCAUCUUCAUAGUAAUGAAACUUUGUAAAAUGUUUCCCUAUAUUUGUAAUUGUUAGGUGAAUUACUUCUCUCCAGGGACUUUUUGCACUCUUGUGACUAAUUUCUAUAACUUAGAGUUCAGAAUUACUGUUUGCGGAUACCAUCAGAAAGUGGGUAUAUGAUAGACAACAGUUGCCUCCUUUUGACAAAUACUGGAUGUUAGCAGUUUAUAUAUGAAAAUAGUGUAUUAUCAGUUAUCAAAAAUUUGAAAUUAAUUUGGGGUAAAAGACCUGAGUGACCCAGUUUUGAGCCAUGAACAAUAAUUUACUACAGUGUAACCUGCAUUACAAGUACAUUUUCCAUCAAUUCUGUUCCUUCUAUGGUUCCCUGUAUCUUUUUAAUCAAGUCUAGAAACUUUGUUCUUCAGUUGUGUGUUGUUAAGGUCUGGGAGUUAGAUUUUAUAAUAAUUUUGACUAUUCUUAUGGAAAACAGCAUCUUAGGAAUUGAUGGGUUGUAACUAAUCAAGGGCUUCAUUCCUAGUUAUGUCAUUUCUAGAGAAUUUUGAAUCUAGGUUAAUAAUACCUUAUUUAUAAAGCACCUCUUAAUGUUGUCCUGUGAAAAUUAGUUAUUUUAAGUGUGUUAAUACUGUGCCUUUGAUUUGUUAGCUUUAAAGUUAGUUUAAGACUUUUACACUGCCAGUAUUCCAAAUUUGGUGAAAUUAAUACUUUUGUAAAGGGUCCAAGUAAAAAAAUUUUCUAAUGUGUGUAUCUGAAAUUUGUAAUAAAAAUCUACUUCAUAUUUUUAAAAUUCCAACUAUCUGCUUGCAUUGGUGAAUAUAUAGCAGUUGAGAGUUAUAAUGUUGGGCAUAUUUGUGAUUAAUUUUGUGCUAUAGGAAAAAUUGCUUAUUUUAAAACCUUGACCAUAGUUAAUAACAUUAACACAUCAAUAGAAAUUGCAUUUUAUAUCCUAGAUUUCAGAACAUAUUCUAAAUUAAAUAUCUGUCUUGUUAGAUGAUGGCACCAUUGGCAUAAAGCAAGGAUUCUAAUGUAUAGUAUUUAAAAACAAAUAAGUAACUUUAACAUUAAUUUGACAAAAGGUCUUGAUCUAAAGACUAACCAAAUUUGGUGCGUGAAUUCUUAUAUUAAGAAUAUCUUAAUCACUUCAAAACUAGCAAAGGCAUUUUUUUAUGUUGGCAUAUUUUUUGUUCAUAUAUUCUUUGCAUAUUUUUUGAGGUUUUUGUGCCAACUUUAACAGAGACAUAAAGAUAGUUGGAAUUUUCACAAUAUUGAAUAGAGCAUCUUCUGUUCCCAACACUGUUUGGCUUCACUAAUGUAGAAACAGGAAGCAAUAGGAAGUUAAUUGGAGAUGAGGAAGUGCUAGAGUGGGUAUUUGUUUUGGUUAAUGAAUGGAAGGAUUCUUUAUUCCAAUUUCCUGAGAGAGAGAAAACAUCACCAGGAAUUUAAAGAAUUCUUUAAACAGCUAUUUUGAUAUUGGAGAAUAAUGCUUAUAAUUCUGCAGAAAUGUAAAUGUAAUCCAAGAGUGUUUUUUAAUGUUUCGAAUGAAGGGAAUGAGACUUAUUUCACCUGGUUUGCAGCAAAGAGAAACUAGUGCUGCAAGAAUGUAUUUUUUAAUGAGGUUCCUUAUUUUUGUCUUGCGCGUUUUAGUUUUGAAAGUCCUCCAUGAUGUCAGAUAAUACUGACCUCCAGACACAGAACUGUUAGUGCCCUUGUUCUCUAACAGGGGCAAAGAACUGAUAAACCGUGGUGGGGUUUUGUUUUGUUUUUAAGCAUGUCUGCUGCUUAUCAAUAACAUGUUUUGCAAGACAGUAGAUUUGAGGUUAAGGGAUAAAAUCAUUUUUUACUCCCUCUGUCUUCUAGGGAGAUUUACAAAUCCUGUAGCUGAGUGUUCUCAGGUUUUUAUGUAAAUUUCCCUUCCAUCUAACCAAGUUUUGCAUUCUUUUUUCAAGUACAUUUCUUAUUUGAUCUCUUUUUCUGCCUUCUGUCAAAUAGUAACUCCAGAUUUCAUAAUUCCAGUUUUCACAUUCCUUAACUUUCUGGUACAACCAUUCCCAUUCAGCCUUAAAUCUUAAUCUUUCCUUUUUGGCAGCAGUAUUUUUCCUGAGAACCUCCCUUCAUGGUCUUCUAAGUAAGCAUUAGUUUUGAAAUUGUUGGCCCUGCGUAAGUUCUGCAUAGCACCUAAUGUUGUCAAAAUAGAACCAGGUAGUAAUCACAGCAUGUUUUUAGUGUGGCUUUUGUGGCAAUGAAAAUGACAUGAAGAAAACUGUUCUCAGGUUACUCUGCUGAAAUUCCAAAACAUUAAGAGUUUUGAAUAGCAAUCAAUUUGUUCUGGUAUUGAAGCAAUUGUGUUAGGGAAAAAAGUUGUUUGACUGACUGUUUUUGUUAAAUUGACUUUGGAAAUAAGUGUUCAAAUUGUCUAUUUCUAAAAAGUUUACUAAAUGCCUAGUGCAGUUAAACAUACUCUUGUUUAAGAGGGUGUUGCUACAUUUUUUUAUUAUCAUUACUGAAUAAUCUUUGUAGCAAGAUGUCUGUCAGCACUUUUCUCUCCCUUUUUAUCUCCUAUUUUCAGGAGUCAAAUGUAGCCAUAAAUUGUAUUCUGGUCACUUUAACUAAAAAUUUCCAGUUAGAGGAGUUUAUUGCCAAAUUAAAUUUGGCUGUCUUUAUUCCCCACCCAUAUAGAUAGUAAUGAAGGUGUACUUUAAAAAAUGUUUGGACUACUUUAAAACCCGAGCAGUGUCAUUAAUCCAUAAUGUGGACUAGUGAUGGAUAGAUAUUUUCAUAAGAGUUUAAAUGCUGAUAUUUCGUGGAGGAGGAGAGUAACUCGUAUUUUAUCAGUUCGGAUAUUCUCAGUACGGUUGCUGUCCCUGUUUGUUCAAUAGACUGAUGAUACUGGAAUCUACAGAAUUUGAGCCUUUAAAACUUACGUGAAGAAGUGUCUCAAACAUUUCUGGACAAAUCUUAUUUUGUAUUUCUGGAAGAAUGUAAACCUUCUAGGCCACUUAACACCAGUGGUCUCAAAUGUUUUUGAGAAAUUUGUUUCUUAUUAUACCCUUCGAUAUUUCAAAUCACUAAUCAUGUUCCUGUAAUAUUUAAAAUAACUACAUUAAGACUGUGAUAGAAACUGUGUUUUCUUGCUUUUUUGGAAUGUAGUUCAUAUGCAUAUAAUUACUUGAAUUACAUGUUUGAGAUCACUAACAUGCCAGGGCAGUUCCCACUGAUUUUUUAGAUGGUCCAAUAUAAUCCCAUUCAAGGAGGCUUGAAACGUUAAUGGUUUAGUCUUGUGAAUUUUAACAGUUCCCUGUCAUCGUUUAACAAAAGUAACAACUGGCACAACUUCUUAAGCUGUGGUUUCAGUCUCUGCUAGUUCAUAUUGCAUGUUUAUUUUGGACAGUCUUCUGUUAAGCAUGGUGCUUGUACUGGUUUAAAUAAAACGUUAACAUGAAAGGA